Molecule: messenger RNA, 720 nt
Organism: Galendromus occidentalis (western predatory mite)
Lineage: Eukaryota; Metazoa; Arthropoda; Arachnida; Mesostigmata; Phytoseiidae
Product: ubiquitin-conjugating enzyme E2 R2
Exons: 4
Coding region: 1-720 (239 amino acids)
Source: RefSeq, a predicted model, not a curated record
AUGGAGAGCGUGGCCAAGAAAUGCCUCCAGAAGGAAUUGAAAAAGUUGAUGGAUGAGGGAGCUGAAGGUUUCACCGUGAAAUUACUCAGCGAAGAGAACAUAUUCGAAUGGGAAGUCGGAAUCUUCGGUCCACCCCAGACGUUGUACGAAGGCGGAUACUUCAAGUUAUUGAUGCGUUUCCCGGCCAACUACCCGUUUUCGCCACCGACAGUGAGCUUCUUAACGCGCAUGUGGCAUCCGAACGUAUAUGAGAAUGGAGAAAUAUGUAUUUCGAUACUUCAUCCGGCCGGUGAUGAUCCGCACUCAGGCGAACCGGCUUCUGAGAGAUGGAACCCAGCCCAAAGUGUUCAGUCUGUGAUUGUUUCGGUUAUCUCCCUCCUGAACGAGCCGAAUACGUUUUCCCCGGCCAAUGUCGAUGCUUCUGUAAUGUAUCGGAAAUGGAAAGAGAGCAAGGGGGAGAACAAUGACUACGUCGAAUACGUCAGGAAAAUUGUCUCGGAGUCGCAGGAGGAGGCUGCCAGAGAUGGGGUGAAAGUGCCACUGACCACGGAGGAAUAUAUCGCCACAAAGAGAUCAUCGCUUAAUCGGAACAACGUGGAGGACACCGAUUUCGGCACGGGUUUCGCGACCGACGAUGAUUACGGAUACGAUGAGGACGAUGACGAGUCCGAGGGGGAAACUCUCUCUGAAACUGCCGACUCGGGUAAUGGAGACUCUUGA